ACUGGCCUCAUUCACUCCGCACAGGUCUUGGUGAAUAUUUCCAUCGGAGACACGAUCGUCUGGUCUUCCAUCUCUUGCUUUGAAAUUGAGGCGAUAUGGCCACUGCACAAACUCUCACUCCACUUCCCGUGCCCACUGGGCCAGCGCGUCUUCCUGUGGCCAAGCGCAAGACGGCCUCUGGCAGCAAGCCUCUAAUCCAGAUCAAGGAGGAGCUUCCUCCAUCUGAACGUGUCUCGUUCGAUGCCUCAAAGCACAUCAAGUUCACCCCGCCGUCGAAGGUCUACACCAUGGCAGAACUCGGCUACUCCGACAGGCACGGUGUUUCCCCGAUCGGUGUCUCCGAGCCCUUCCCGCUAUUCUCUGAUGAGGCGAUCCGUCAGAUGCGGGCUGAAGUCCUGAGCGACGAGGUCUGGGAGAACUGUCAGUACUCUAGCGAUCUGGCACAGUGUCAGCUGCGUGGUUUCGCGCCAGAAUACGCUCCCUUCGUAUACGACGCCUGGAAGAGCCCUGAGACUCUCGCUAUCAUCUCCAAGAUAGCUGGUGUGGACCUUGUCACUGCAAUGGACUUUGAGAUUGGACACAUAAACAUCUCUGUACAGAGCGAAGAACAAAAGAAUAAGGCGUUAGCCGCAGUCGCUGAAAAGAAGAGGCGUGAUGCCGACGAGGGGGUUGCAGGAUGCCCAUGGGAGGAUGAGCAACCAAUUGUGGACUGGCACACGGACAGUUACCCCUUCGUGUGCGUCACCAUGCUCUCUGACUGUACGGAAAUGAUUGGAGGCGAGACCGCUCUUAGAAAGGGCAACGGAGAAGUGGUGAAGGUCCGAGGACCGCAAAUGGGUUCCGCAGUCAUCCUGCAAGGCCGCUAUAUCGAGCACCAAGCUCUUCGUGCUCUGGGCACAACCGAGCGUAUCACUAUGGUCACGUCUUUCCGUCCCCGUUCGUCCGCAAUUAAGGAUGACACUGUUCUCACGACGGUCCGUCCUAUUUCUGAUCUGGGCGAAUUGUAUCGUCAGUUCACGGAGUACCGGUUUGAGAUGCUCCAGGACCGGCUCCGUGACAUAAAUCGGUUGGCCCGAGACCGUCACCGUGCACGUCGCCCUUUCGACACUCGUGGCGUCAAACGAUUCAUUCGCGAGCAGAUCGAAUUCCUGCAGCACAUGGAGAAGGAAAUCGUCGAUGAAGAUAAAGUCCAGAAAGGCGUUGUUGACGACAGUCAUCUGAUCUCCGAGGAUCUUAAGCAACGCUCGCGGAAACGUGCCUUUGCUGCCUUGGAGUAGAUCGUGGACAGUGCAUAUGGGUUCCUGGUCUUAGAUUUGCUUUGUCCUCCUUUUUCUUUCAUACAUUUCUUGGUGCUCUGAUCCUUGCCUUCUUUUUCAAUUGGCGAAUAGCGGGUUAGCAUGUUCACGAGAUCAUGCUUAAUAUUUUGUUCUUGACUUUAGCAAGAAGGUUUCAAUACAGAUACAGGUUGUCGCUCGGGUAGUCGCUAGUGCCGAUUUAGAUGUUCACCCACCGUAAAGGUAGCUGAAUCAAGGUAAUCAGUGAUGUCAAGGCUUAACUAUCCGUAGAAGUGUCUGUGACCGGGAAACACCGUCGACGGGAGAGCAGUGGCGCAAGGAAUGUCGCAAGGGUCAACUUGAGUAAUCGAGGGUCGCACAGGGCCAUCAGAUCGAUUGCAGUCGAGAUGGCAAGAUGAUUUUGCAGUCCAAAAAAAUACAAUCGCACA
Messenger RNA from Paecilomyces variotii, 1723 nucleotides. RefSeq lists its product as hypothetical. Lineage: Eukaryota; Fungi; Ascomycota; Eurotiomycetes; Eurotiales; Thermoascaceae. The record is from RefSeq and is a predicted model, not a curated record. The transcript is spliced from 4 exons. The coding region runs from base 96 to 1277 and encodes 393 amino acids.